Hyalella azteca is the source of this 651-nucleotide messenger RNA. RefSeq lists its product as uncharacterized. Lineage: Eukaryota; Metazoa; Arthropoda; Malacostraca; Amphipoda; Hyalellidae. The transcript has 3 exons. The coding region runs from base 16 to 456 and encodes 146 amino acids. The record is from RefSeq and is a predicted model, not a curated record.
CCAGACGCUGUGCUGAUGACGGGCGCACAGCGCGUGUACAGAACAGGACAGCAAACCAACAUCACGUGCACGGCAGAGCACGCGCGACCCCCCGCCAGCAUCACCUUCCUCGUGGGGGGCAGGGAGGUGCACCCACGGUCAGGAUACGUGCAAGACUCGCCGCCCUGGGCUGACCCUAACGGCACGUAUACGACACGUGCCCGCCUCACGCUGCCCGUGACCGGGGACCACGUGCCCGCCCUCGCCAUCACGUGCCGGGCCCGCGUGCUCACCCUCAGCGUCGAGGACUCGGUCAACGUGAGGGUCGAGCGGGCCGCCAACGGCCUACUCAGCCUCUUCGGGGCAGGUACACGACACAGCCCGCCGCUGCCGGCGCUGGUAAUGCUGGUAGCCGCUGGUCUGCUGCAGGUGGUUGCCGUCAGGCUGCUGUCCAACGCUUGCUUAUGGCGCCGCUAAGAACUAACUAACUUUAGAGCAGCUACACCGAGAUAAUUUUACGUGAAUAUCUUGCUAUGGCGUAAAAAUUUUUACAUGAAUAUCUUGCUAUGGCGUGAAAAAUUUAUAUGAAUAUCUUGCUAUGGCGGAAAAAAACUUUACGUGAAUAUCUUGCUAUGGCGUGAAAAAAUUUACAUGAAUAUCUUGCUAUGGCGG